CGAACUUCCCAUCCAGCAUUUCACGACGAGCUUGGAAUUGCCUUCCCCCGUUAUUUGAUCAAACGUCACAAAAAUGGCAACAGCAAAAUUCAGGGAAGCAUCUCCGUAUAUCAAAAAGACACCAGAAGCCAGUCCCGAAGAUUAUCUUUUCAAAAAGUAUUUGACAGACGUUGCUUUGAAAUCUGAUGAGAAGCUCGAGAAGGUUCUAGGAGUGGCGAUUUUCGGUUUGGGCCGGGCUGGCUCGAUUCAUAUGUCGAACAUCGCAAACAAUCCACGUGUCAAAGUUCUGUACAUCGUCGAGGAUUCGGAGUCGAAAUGGAGCGCCAUCAAGAGCUACUGGAAAGUCGAUGCCAAAAUUAUUGCCAGCAAACAAGCUGAGCAAGUUUACAACGAUCCAAAAGUUGAAGCCGUAAUCGUAUGUUCGCCAACGUUCACCCACGAAGAGAUAAUCUCAAAGUCACUGGACGCUAAGAAGGCGGUAUUCAGUGAGAAGCCCAUCGGCGAGGAUCCAAAAUCAACGGCCAAGUGUUACGAGGCUGCAGCGAGGAACGGCAAGCCGCUGUUUUGCGCGUUCAAUCGUCGCUUUGAUCCGAGCUACUGCAACGUUCGCGAGAGGCUGAGGGCUGGCGAAAUCGGCCACGCGCACAUCAUCCGUACCACAGCUCGUGACUCGCCGCUGCCCAGCAUCGAGUAUCUUAAAAUCUCCGGCGGUAUUUUUCACGAUUGCGCUGUACACGACAUCGACCUCAUUACGCAUAUGCUCGGAGAGUAUCCUACUAAGGUGUCCGUGUGUGCGAGCGCCAACAUCCCCGAGAUAAAAGCAAUCAACGACUUUGAUACUGUAGCCAUGGUGUUCCAAUUCCCCUCGGGAACGGUGGGUUUGGUCGAUUUGUCACGUAAUUCAAACUACGGCUACGACCAGCGGCUCGAGAUUUUCGGACCCAAAGGCAUGAUUGCCGCUGCCAACGAGCAACCAAUCCACUGUGUAACUACUCAGUAUGGACAGAACGGCAUACGCAGUCCGCCUAUUUGGUACUCAUUUCCAAGUCGGUUCCGGAACGCCUACGCCCAGGAGAUGGAACAGUUCAUCGACGUUGUUCAUGGCAAGCGGCAGGUGCCCGUUCACGCCAAAGAAAUUUUGGCCGUCAGUAAGAUCGCCUCUGCUUGCGAAGAAUCGGCAAGGUCUGGCAAAGCAGUCGAUAUCAAGUGGGCCCCAGAAGAGCUGCCGCCUAUCAACUAAGUCAUUAUAAUUUUGCUGUCGAGGAAAAAACUUUUUAUUACUGAUUCGAUCUCUCGCCAACCGACUGUAUUAUAGAGAGUCUUUUUUGCCGUUUUUCAACCGUCAUUGUUGUGCAUUGAUAAAGAUAUUUUUUUUAUGUUGCUGAUAUGUGUAUCAUACGAUUAAACGUGUAUUAUGUAACGAGGAACGAAACAUGAUGUUUGAUAAAAUUUUGUUGCUUUGUCACAGUGGGAGGUCAUUAUUCUUCUACUUCUGGUUGUGUUUAGAAUUUUCGGGAAAGUUUAUUAACAAAAUAUCAUAGCUGAAUUAAAUUCACAAUUCGAAUAAAAAA
This is a messenger RNA of Phymastichus coffea, 1571 nucleotides long. RefSeq names its product inositol 2-dehydrogenase-like. The coding region runs from base 74 to 1240 and encodes 388 amino acids. Gene Ontology annotation, cellular component: cytoplasm. Gene Ontology annotation, biological process: NADPH regeneration. NCBI's taxonomy places the organism in Eukaryota, Metazoa, Arthropoda, Insecta, Hymenoptera, Eulophidae. The record is from RefSeq and is a predicted model, not a curated record. Gene Ontology annotation, molecular function: nucleotide binding; oxidoreductase activity. The transcript has 4 exons.